This is a messenger RNA of Phyllostomus discolor (pale spear-nosed bat), 2374 nucleotides long. Its product is annotated as disintegrin and metalloproteinase domain-containing protein 5-like. Lineage: Eukaryota; Metazoa; Chordata; Mammalia; Chiroptera; Phyllostomidae. The transcript is spliced from 13 exons. Gene Ontology annotation, biological process: binding of sperm to zona pellucida; proteolysis; cell adhesion. Gene Ontology annotation, molecular function: metalloendopeptidase activity. Bases 773 to 2374 code for a protein of 533 amino acids. The record is from RefSeq and is a predicted model, not a curated record. Gene Ontology annotation, cellular component: plasma membrane.
CAAGAGGUACCUGCACGGAUUUUAACAUAAAUAGAAAAUGAAAUUAAGUUCUUUGUUAUGCUUGUUAUCAGAUGAAAGUUUGGCAAAAACAUACUAAUUGACAAUUGGAAACAGAUAUGUGAAUAUAGGAUUAAAGAAACCAAAAAAUUAAUUUUGACAUGUGGGCAUUUGGAUAAUUAAUGUAAGUUACUCCUUUUCCUCAAUUGUCUGAUAAUUUACAUGGUAUGAAUAUUAUGCAAGCUGACUUUGUGAGUUAAGGCUGUUUCCCGAAGGUUCAGAAAUGAAUAACAUCCAUGGCUUACAUAAAGUACCUGUAAAGCAAGGUGGUUAGUUCUCUUCCACAAACACCUACCAAGUGCCAUAAAUAACAUCCCUAGCCCUAGUGAACACCUUUGAUCUUGCUUUAGUAAUAUUUUUAAAACCGUAUUGUUUGCCAAAAGUAGUUUCCCAAUAAACUAAUAAAUCUGCCUCUAUGGAUGGUUACUAUAAAAAUUAUCACAAGGCUAAGGAAAGGAUGGCUAUAUGCUAUAAAGGUAAUAUUUCCAAUUUCAGCUAUUGCUAAAAUCAAAAGAACCUGGGUUCUUAUAUAACUUGUGAUCUCAGUAAAAAUUCUUUUUAACCCAGGUACAUUUGUACUGGAAUUUUCCUAAUAGCACCUAAAUUUUGUAUUUGAAAAAUAACCUUGUUAUAUAAUUGGUAGCAACAUGUCUCUCAAUCUAUCUUUGAAUAUAAUUUCAAUAAAAGACACAUGUAUAGAAAUUUCUAAGUGUUCAUGUUGUAUGCUUUUCAGAGAGUUGAAUUUUUCAAGUUAUUCCCACAAUCCCUCGAAAUAUAUAUUGUUGUGGAUAAAAAUCUGUUUGAUUACAUGGGCUCUGACGUACAGGCUGUAACACAGAAGGUUAUCCAGAUAAUUGGAUUUGUUAACACUAUGCUUACUCAGUUAAAACUGACUGUUAAAAUAUCUGCCAUAGAAAUCUGGUCAAAUAAAAACAAAAUUUCUACUGUUGGAAAUGCUAAUAAUAUAUUAAUAAGAUUUUUAGACUGGAAAAGCAAAAAUGUCUUUCAGACUCCUCAUGCUGCAUACUUACUUGCCUUCAAGAAAGAAUUGAGUUUUAUAGGAGCUGUACGUCCUGGAAAAAUAUGUAAUAAGGACUAUGUCGCAGGAGUUGCUCUGUAUCCAGAAGGUUCAUCUUUGGAGUUCUAUACUGUCAGCAUCGUGCAGAUGCUCAGCCUUAAUAUGGGACUGAGUUUUGACAACACUGACACCUGCUACUGUUCAGGAGAUGUUUGCACAAUGUCACCAGAAGCAAUGCGCUUUCGGGGUGUAAAGGAUUUUAGCACCUGUAGCUUGGAUGAGUUUAAAUACUUCGCUUCAAAUUCUGGCUUUGAUUGUCUUCAUAACAUCCGUCCUGUUCCUCCAGUUUACAAACAAUCAAGUAGUGUGUGUGGCAACGGGAAGCUGGAAACGGGUGAAGAAUGUGAUUGUGGCACACCACGUAAUUGCACACAUAAAACCUGCUGUGAGGCUACAUCAUGCAGAUUGAAACAUGAGAAACAGUGUGGUUCUGGGGAAUGCUGCACAAAUGAUUGCAAGUUAAAACCAGGUGGCACACUUUGCAGGAAAGCAAUUGAUGCAGAAUGUGACUUUACUGACUAUUGCAAUGGGUAUGCCCCACACUGUGUGCCUGACACUUUUGCACGCAAUGGACAAAGUUGUCAUUCAGGUGAAGCCCACUGUUUUGAAGGAAGAUGUCGGACAUUUGAUAAACAGUGUAAAACUUUAAUUGGAAAAGAUUCUAGAGGUGCCCCCUUUGAUUGUUUUGAAGAAAUAAAUUCAGAAGGAGAUAGAUUUGGAAACUGUGGCCGUAGUUAUUGUACAUUUUCUGAGACACUGUGUGGAAAAUUAGUUUGUUCCUGGCCACAUAAAGCAUUAAUAUCACAAGCAAAUUUAUCUGUGAUUUAUGCACAUGUACGAGACGAAAUUUGUGUGUCUACAUAUCUAGACACGGGCAAAAUACCUCGAAAUACGAAGUCGACAUAUGAAACACCUGAAGAGAGAGAUCAGACAUUUGUAGAAGAUGGCUCUACGUGUGGUCCUGAGAUGAUAUGUGUCAGAUUUCGUUGCCUAGAGGUUAAACACUUGUUCGACGAAAGUUUAUGCAACAGUGCUACACAUUGUCAGAGCCGUGGAAUUUGCAACAAUUUUCAUCAUUGUCAUUGUGACAAAGGGUUUGCUCCUCCUAACUGCACAGAAUUGAAAGGAGAGUUUGGAAGUAUUGAUGAUGGGCACCGAGGCACUGGAAGGGACUAUAAGUGCUCUGGGGGCAGUUAUCAUGGGAUUUUACUGGGACUCAACGAUCGUCAGGAAGUGUAG